GUCACCUUCAGUAACCAUGGAAACUAGUACACAAGCCAUGCCUAUGCAACGACCAACAGAUCAAACACAAACCGCAGCUUAACAUUAUCACACAAAUAGUCAAUAUUAUAAGUCUAAAUGGCGCAUAUGAGGACUUAUCGCACGCAUGUGAAAAUCGGAAACUGGAAUGAGGACCUGCGCUUGGAAGAGGAUGCAAAGAAAGAGUAUCUGGAGAAAAAAGAGAGAGGCGAACUUGCUGCCCAGAAAGUGGACUUCCUUAAACAGAACAUUUUGAGACCGGUCAAUCUCACUGUGACAAGUGAUGGAAGAUUGCACUUUGGGGAUGUUGUGAUGUUGGUGAAUGUGGGAGGAGAAAACAGGGAGUGCAGUGCAGUAAGCAUAAACGCAGACGUUAACAGUUUGAUGAAGAUUCCUUCGCCUGGCAUUCAAGCCCCGUGUGGAGUCACUGCGGGAAGAGCUAUUCAGGCCUGCACACGCACUGCCUUCAUCAUUACCAGUGUGGAUGGCAGUCCUGAAGGAUCAACUCUGCAUUUUGAGCAAAGUUUUGCCCUGAAAACAACAAGUGGCUUUGCCAGGGGACUUUACCUGGCGAGUGACGUGCAAAGUUUCCAAAAGUGUGCAAAGAAGUCCCGCCUACAAGAAGUAAACUUGGAGGAUGGCAGUUCCUUUCUGUCAUGGUGGAAGAUAGUGCACUUUGACCCCCAGGAGAGGCUUGAAUAUGAGGGUCAGCCUGUCCCCGCCAAUGUGAAGAUGCUGGUCGUACACUGCAAGACAAACCAGGCUCUCGCUGUUCUGGGUGAUCAAGUCUAUUGGACUACAUAUGGCAAAGAGUAUGAGGUGACCGCUCACACCUUCUUGGACUCCCAUAAAGCCGAACAGGACAACAACCACUGGAUACUGUGCACAUCUGACCCUGCAGGAAAGGGGCUUGUACUUCUCAACCACCCACAGUCAUCGGGCUAACCACACAAGCUUACACAUGCAAAUUCUGGCAUCUAAAGCUAACACAAUCUGCUCUCAUAACUCUGUAUAUGCAUAUGCAAAUAGGGUAGCUAGAUACCACUUCGUUAACAACACCUUCUUUUUAAAUAAAGGUUGUUUUUCUCUUUG
Larimichthys crocea (large yellow croaker) is the source of this 1110-nucleotide messenger RNA. RefSeq names its product cilia and flagella associated protein 161 (gene cfap161). The record is from RefSeq and is a predicted model, not a curated record. Lineage: Eukaryota; Metazoa; Chordata; Actinopteri; Sciaenidae. The coding region runs from base 118 to 963 and encodes 281 amino acids. Gene Ontology annotation, biological process: cilium assembly. The transcript is spliced from 8 exons. Gene Ontology annotation, cellular component: motile cilium.